UUAUGAAUCCAUGAGCAGAAAUAGAAGAGCUGCGUCUGAGUGGUAGCUGUCGUCAGAGACCAUGAGUUCGGCCAGUGGUACUGGCGGGGAAGGUGAUGCCUCCAAGACUGAACGCCGUGCGAGCCUAACACGCACCACCAGGUCACGGAGCUCGAGUAAAAGAGGAAAUAUUCCCGUGCGAUUGACAAGGUCCAGUAUCUACAACCAUCCUGCCAUCGCCACUCCAGUCGAGGAAACUAUUUUGUCAGCUCCAGCUGAAGUUUCUGAUGACAUUCUUGACACUAAGGACACUUAUGUAUCCGAAGCCGAGUCCCCCGAUCCCCAUGAGACAGACAAAGAGCGUUCAACGUUCGAGGUUUGUAUAACUCAGCCAGUCUUAGUGCUGGAGAGACAGUUUGUGUCCGAAGGAGAAGCAUCAACUGACACUAGAAGAGAUCUUGAAAUCGCCGAGACAAGUCAAGUUUUCAAGAAAGAAGAUAUCGAGGAGGAGGAAGAUGAUGUUUCAACGGACAGUAGUGGAGCUGUGUUGGAUAUAUUGAAUAUUGCUUCAGAUAUUAUGCCUCAGAAAGACGCUUUGGAAAGCCAAGAAGAAUGCUCUUCUGUCACAUCUAAUUCGGAUCUAGAUCAAACCUCUGCAAUAUUAGCUGGAACAGAAACUCGCAAGGCUCUGGCUGACCAAAUUGACGAGAUGGCUGGCAAAGAAGAUAAGAAAAAAGUGUUAGAGUUGAUGUCUCUUAAUUUUAAUUCUUCUGCUGACGUGGAGAAAGCGAAAGAGUUGAUUUGCGAGACGUUGGCAGCCAAAGAGAAAAAAGCCACGACGCGCAAGUCUAAGAAGCGCAGGCUAGAGUUGAUGCUCAUGGAACUAGCCGAGAGCGGAGAUGCUUCCACUAGCAAAGACGGUAACUCUAAGUAUGCUUUGCUUAAAACUAACCCUAUCACACACGCUCUGAAACGCGUCCGAAAAGAGCCUAUUACAAGCCCUCCUAGUAUGACAUCCCCCACGUCCAUUAUCGUCACCUCACCUGCCUUCCUCUCCCUCCCGUCCCCAUCCUUCACUGGUCUAACUUCCAAGUCUACGACCCCGUCUCUUCGCAGCUUGAAGUCUCUGACAUCAUCGUCAGGGAACAGUCUUAUUGCGUCCACCUCCUCCGACUUGUCCUUGCCAACCCAAAGUUUGUCGGCGACUGCGGUGACGAGUAUCGCGAUAGCUACCUCGCCGGCCUUGAAGAGAGUUAGACGAGGCGACCGUCGAUCCGGAAGUGAGAAAGAUUCCAGUGAAGAGACAACGAGUCUGUCUGAAGCCUCUGAAGCAGAGUCCAACAAAACUGAUGAAAAUUCAGGCCUUAAGAAAAAAUCUAAAGUUAAGUCCAGAAAAGUGUCAGCGGCCAUGGACGAAAGCGCCAAUUCAUCCAUUGGUACUCCAGCUGAAUCGGAAUCAGACAUUGCUCCCUCAGUGGAAAUGAAGAAAAUAGUAUUGCUUCCAGCUCGUGUUGGUCGAGGUCGCGGUCGUGGCAGGGGAAAAGCCAUUGAUUUGAUACUCUAUGGAAACUCCCACAAUGAGGACGUCCAAACAACUUUAUCCAGUCGCUUGAAGUCACGAAGUCGCCCUACGAGACUAUCGCUUCCUUAUAUAACCCCUGUAAGCGAACAAAGUUCAAUAUCGGAGAGAGAUGCGUCGCCUUCGUCAGAUGAUUUCAAUCCAGAUUUCACCCCUAGAACAUCUACUAGCAAAUUACACGAAGGCCGCCUUGUUAGAUCUUCAGAAAAUGAAAAGAACGUUUCUUGGAUUUCUCGUCGCAGGCAAGCGCGAGCUAAGCUCGAUAAAGGCACCAGUGUUGAACCCAUAAAACUCGAAGAUGGUAAAGAUUUAGAAAACAAAGAUCUAUUUGAUAGUUCGAAAGGAGAAAGUUCGUCUACCGAUAUGACUGGGGACGAAUUGCCUGAUAUAACGCAGCCCAUAAUUGCAAAGACAAUUGCUGCUCCGGAAUUCGCUGAAAAGACCGUAAAGUUUAAUCGUAAGCGGGUUGCCGCCAAACAGGUUACUAAUUCAUCGUCUUGUGACUUGGCUGAUGAUCAGAAGAACGUGGUUGACAACGAGAGUGAAGUUCACAAUGAGAAGAACGUAACCGAAAAGAUGAAGAACGUGGCUAGAAAAUCUCAAGUGAAGACCAUAGACGUUACGGAUGAAGCGAUUUCUUUGAGAGGUCGUAAACGGAAGUCCCACACAUCAGCACUUGAAGAAGAUGACAUGGUCUGCACACGACGAAGCCGAAGCUCCACUCCGGUCAAUGUGAUGUCGGGUACCAAACUCCUCGAGACCUCCCGCCUUGCUAGGAAGAAGUUUGCCUCAAGGGAGAACAGUAUCGAAGAUGUGCCUCAAAAUCCUAUUGAAGUUGGAAAAGAAGAAAUCACACACGAAAUAGUCGAGGCGAAACAUGAAAAUGACGUUUCUCUCCACUCUUCGGAAAUCACUGCUGUGGGCGAUGGCUUAGUUCUCAGAAAUUCCUCUGUCGAAGCAGAAUUAGAACGAGACUUGAAAGCAAGCGCUGCUGAAAUGGAGGAGAGCUCCUUAUUUGAUUCUAGUGUCAAGCCUGCCGCUGUGGCUACCAAAAGAAAGAAGAAAUACUUUCGCGGCCUCAAGUAUUCGUUUUCGUCCAGCGCUGAGCGAAAGAGGAAGCAGGCUAGGGAAGCCAGGAAAGCUGCUGAGGCUGCAAGUGAAGCUUCAUCCUCCUCUAUUGUGGCUGACGAUGAACCUGGCUCGGAAAGAACUGAUGAUAAAUCGAUUAAAACCGAGGGAGGUAUCGACAAUGCCUCUGUCGAUGCUUCUAAAUCUUAUGGUAUCAGUGCACAAACUGAAAGAGACAGUAGUGACCACAUUAAAACUCCUGUCGCGCCCGAACUUUCAGCAACUGAGGCCAAGAAGGCUUUGCUUGCAUCGACUCUUUCUGAUAUUGACAAAAAUAACGUUUUAGCUGCUACAGAGAAUGAGGUAUGUUCAGACCCUAUUCCUUCGGAUGCUUCUCCAGCUAACAGCAAGCAGGUAACAAUCGUCCGACGGUCAAUGUCUGUUGAUGAGGGGACAAAGAACCAAGUCGAAAAUUUAAUUCAGUCUUCUCCAAGCGCUUCCCUUUCAGUUGUAAUGAACAGCCCGUCAUUGGCUCUGAAAUUGUCACCUUUAUCACUUCUUAAGCCUUCUGCUGCUCUUGAUGAUAGUAAAAAUGACGAAACCUUGUCGGUUUCUCUAGCCACUCCAUUUGGAUCUCCUCAAAAAGGAUAUUCGGAUGAAGUUUCCCCGCCCAGUACCGAUGUUAGCGCUCGAUCUCUGACGAUAAAUUCACCAUCGGUUUCUAUUUCACCGAACAAUGAAAGCGGUUACCGGAGAUGGUCUCUCCAAGAGCCCGCCUCAAUGGAUUCCACUUCAAGCGCUACUAGAAGCCCAGUGAAGCAGCCAACUUUGGACUUUUUGCGCAGCUUGUCGCUCGUCAGAACCGAAGAUGUCAAAUUCAUGCGGGAAGAAGCCAUUAAAAAGUCGGAAAAUAGACCGAAGAUCGACUUGCAUUCAUUGACAGCAGCCAUGAAUAAGAAGAAGAAGCCAAUCAAGCUCAAACGUAACAACGAAGUAGGCCGACAGUCUUCCUCAUGUUCGAGUGAGAAGAAGCAGGAUGUACAUGAUGCCGAAAACCCCUACACGUUUGUCGCGUCGCCUCCGAAGAUUGUGUCUCUGCGGUCACGCGACCCCAUCGCUUCUGAAUCUGCUUCUGAAAAUCUUCCUAUUACGGCGAUGCGGUCGACGAGACGUAAAGCUUGUGGUGGAGGGCGAAAGCAACUGGAUAUGACAACUCCUCUCGAUGCUGACAAGUCCUCGGUAGAAACUUCGCCACUCAAAACUAAAGAAGGCACUUCGGAGUGUGCAACCUCGUCGCCUUUUAAGUCCGAUGCGAAUGACAUGGUUAAGUUCCAGACAAAUAUUCCUCAGGGAGGAGCUAAUCUGGAUACUGAGGUUCGGCAGGAAGAGAAUAACGUGCUCGAGGAAAGUCCAAAGACUUUUGAUUUGCCAACAAAGACCAAGUGUAUCGCAAAUUCAGAUGACAGUGGCACUAUAAUUGACAGAAAUGCCAGAGAGGCUACCGAGGAAGAAACUACCUUAAACAUUAAACACCAACCGUCCGUCUUAUCUCGCAGUCACUCUUCUCCGGCAUCACCUAGAUCAAAAACUGAUGUUGUAAAGGAAGCAAUCGGCGAGCAGCGCACCAAUUCUUGCAAUGAGUCUGGAGUCGAGACUCCGACGGCGCCUCCUGCAUGUGCUCAAAUCACGCCUGGAGCUGCCCCUGGUGUAGAGCACCAAGGAUCUUACUUAUCAGACUCGUCGGUGUCAAGUGCUGCGGCCACUGGCUCAGUUAUCCUCGAAGGAGGCGUACGGAAAAGUCGACGCAUCGGUAAGCUGCAUUCGACGCCGCAAUUGCCACAACCGCUGGCCAUUGCCGCUCCUGCCGCCGGUGAUCAUCCGCUUAACGACGGAAGUCAGGAGCGUGUCGAUGUGGCGUGCGAGGAGCUGCGUGAGGUGCUGUGCAAGUGUCGGGUGCAGCACAACCCCCUGGCGUCGCUGCCUGGUGGGCCCAUCUACUGCCAGGCCAUCGACUCCUUCGACGGCCGCAUGCUCGGCUGCUGCAACAUUGUUAAGAAGAACACGUAUCUCCGUGUGAGCGGCAAGAUCCCCUUCCUGUUGCUGUGCGACAUUCACCGCCAACGCCUGCGCAGGCAUAACUGCUGUCCGGGCUGUGGCCUCUUCUGUACUCAAGGUGUGUUCCUGGAGUGUCGCUGGUCAGAGGGCAUCACUCAUCACUACCAUCGUCUGUGUGGCGUGUCGUCACCCUCAGCUGACGGCGCUCUGCUCUGUCCUCACUGUGGGUCAUCUGAUGCUCCUGCUGAGGUGCUGCUCGACCUCAAGCUCGCCAGGAAACCUGUUGUCUACCUCGAGCAACAUCAGGAGAAGAAGGCCUCAAGCGGCGCCCGUAUGAGUUGGACUAGCAAGGGGGAGUUGUCUCCUGACGCGUCGCUGGAAGACGCAGGGCCUGAGCUCGCGCUGGGCGAGAGCGGCAAGGUCGUCUCUGCCGGCAAGCUCGCUCCAAGCCUCGACAGAGACAAACUGGAGGCGGCCAUCAUCAGCGUCUCGGCCGGCAAACCACCCAACAUCAAAUGCACCCCGAAGUCGCUGUACUACGCCACCAAGCACGGCGACCUCGAGAAGGUCCUGCAAGUUCUGUCGGGCGGCGUGGACCCGAACUCGCGUCUCAAGGACCACAAUCAGACGGGGCUGCACAUGGCGGCCACCAUGGGUAACGUGGCCAUCGCUCACGUGCUAGUCAUGGCUGGUGCUGCCCUCGAUGUUACCGAUUCCAGCCUCUUCACUCCGCUCAUGAUCGCGGUGCAGAAACACCACAACAACGUCGUGCAUUACCUCGUCGCUGCCGGCGCUGAGCUGCAAAUUAAGACGAACGAAGGCAUGACAUGCCUGCACCUGGCGGCCAAGCUGGGUAACCUGACGGGUUGCCGCCACCUGCUGGACAGCGGCCGCCUCUCCCGCCACGCCAUCAACAUGCAGGACGAGGGCGGCUGGACGCCUCUAGUCUGGGGCUCUGAGAACCGCCACAUCGCUGUUGUCAAGUUCCUGCUGGAGCGUGGGGCGAACGCUCAGCUGUGUGACGUGGAGCAGAACACAGCGCUGCACUGGGCCGCACUCUCAGGCUGCACACGCAUCUGUGCCAUGCUGCUGGACCGCGGCUGUUCCUUGCACUCCAUGAACGCUUACCGCGACACUCCGCUGCACAUAGCGGCCCGGCAGAAUCACCGUGACGCCGUCGUGCUGCUGUUGGCGCGCGGUGCGACGCUCGACUGUCUUAACUCGAAGGGCCAGACGCCGCUGGAGUGCGCGCUGCCUGACAGCGAAGUGUACCUUCAACUCACACUUAACCAUAAACUCCGUCAGAUGAUGCAUGACAAGAACCAUCGCUCCAACACCGUCCUCUCCAGCGACAUCGCGGCGGGCAAGGAGCAAGUGCCCAUCCCGUGCAUCAAUGGCGUGGAUGACGAGCCGCUGCCGCGCAAUUAUCUCUACAUUGCAGAGAACACCGAGGCAGCUAACAUCAACAUCGACCGCUCUAUCACGUCUCUUAAGUGGUGCCAGUGCACUGACGGCUGCAACUCAGGAGACUGCGGCUGCACGCAGCUCAACUUCCGGUGCUGGUACGACCCGGAAGGCCGUCUGCUGCCAGACUUCAACUACCUCGACCCGCCGAUGAUUUUUGAAUGCAACCGAGCAUGUGGCUGCAACAAACUGUCUUGCAACAACCGCGUGGUGCAGCACGGCAUCACCGCGCACCUUCAGCUCUUCCGUACAACUAAUAAAGGAUGGGGCGUUAGAGCCCUCAAACGCAUUCUUAAGGGCUCGUAUGUGUGUGAGUAUGUGGGCGAGAUCAUCACAGAUCUGGAGGCGGACCAGCGGCAGGACGACUCGUAUCUCUUCGACUUGGACAACCGGGAUAGUGAAACGUUCUGCUUGGACGCCCGCAACUACGGCAACGUUGCUCGCUUCAUCAACCAUUUGUGUGCCCCGAACCUGACGCCCGUGAAGGUCUUCUUGGACCAUCAAGACCUCGCCUUCCCACGCAUCGCUCUCUACGCCUCCCGCGACAUCGAGGCUGAGGAGGAACUAGGGUUUGACUAUGGCGAGAAGUUCUGGAUGAUCAAAUACAAGCAGUUCACGUGCACAUGUGGAGGCGAGACUUGCCGCUACUCGGCCAGCGCCAUCCACGCGACGCUCGACAAAUACCAGGCGCGUCUCCUGGAGUCUGGCACCGCCCUGUCGCCGCAGCGCCGUACGAGCAGCAGCGAGAACAGCACAUGACGGCCUGCUGUUUCUAAGGGUGUUAGAAAUGUCAAGAACAGCUUUAAAACAACAGUGACGUACACAGUUGAAGUCGGGUUUGAAUGAAUUUCUCUAAAAUAACAGUAAAGUACGCAGCUGAGGUCGGAUUUGAAUUUGCUCUAAAAUAACAGUAAAGUACGCAGCUGAGGUCGGAUUUGAAUUUGCUCUAAAAUAACAGUAAAGUACGCAGCUGAGGUCGGGUUUGAAUGAACAGCUCUAAAACAACAGUAAAGUACGCAGCUGAGGUCGGGUUUGAAUGAAUUGCUCUAAAAUAACAGUAAAGUACGCAGCUGAAGUCGGGUUUGAAUGAAUAGAAUGCAUGUAGCAAUGCAGUUUUUAGCUGCUAUUGAUCUAGCACGAGUAGGUAAAGCACGAGUAGUUUUUUAAGUGCCAAGACGACGAAAUUUUAACGUAAUAUGAAAGUUAUUUAUUACUGCAGGUACGUUUGUAAGACGUAAUUCAGUAAACUAAAGCGGAAGAUUAGAUACAUGCAACAAGAUUCAGAGCUCGUGGGAUAGAUAGGUUCGGUCUGUAGGUCCGACCUGUCACAAUUAUGAUGCUCUGAAUUAAGUUGUUCAUGAGCUUAUCCGUGUUUAUUUCACGUAUAAUUACUUUAAAUUACGAGUAUUUCACAACACAAACGAGUAUGAAGUUGAAGUGGGUUAGGAAGCUCAUCUUUCGAGUGUGUGAGAACGUGAUCUGAUUUUAGCACCGGGAAUGUCGGAAUGAAAGACGAAGUGUGUUCAGGUGAGAGGAACGACGCAUGCCUCUACCGUUGCAAAUAAUAUUCUUAAAUUAUUUCACCAAUAUUAUUAUUAUUAUAUUUCGCCCAGUGUUCCACAAUAAUGAAUGCCAGACUAUAGCACAAGAAAAUAUGACGAAUUGUAUGUUAUUUACACUUAGAACAUUUUAUAAAUUUUUCCUAUUUAUGACUCGAAUUGCGUUGGAUGAAUUCAACAUUUAGUAUGGUGAUUAGGGUUAGAAUAUUUUGUGUUAUGUAAAUCUCAAUUUGUAAUUGAAAAGGGUAAUAACUCGAUUUUCAUGUGAUGCAAUAUCAUCAAGCAAUUACUCAUACUACUAUAGACAGUCGAAGAAAAGUAAAUUUUCAUGUCCGGGUCACAAAAUUUUCAGUUCCCACUGUGAAAUAUGUAUGUGGCGAUUGUCGUAUGGUUAGUGAUUGGUGAAGGCAUGAUAACGUGGCUACCAUCACAAACUAGGCGAUGUGGGGUGCCUUUUUGAGUGGGAAUACCAAGUUACCAUGCAUAGUUGCCGCUCAAGUCUUAACUGUUGGAUUGAAAUGAAGGUUCACAAUGCUAAUACAUAUUGAGUGCCUUAUAUUGAGUAAGUAGACGGCUCUGGAUGCGUUCUUGUACUAACCUCAUUUUUUAGACAUUAUCUUUGCGCUGUAACGUAAAUUGAGACCAUAGCAAGCGUGAUCGGAGGAAGUGCGUUAAAAACUUUACGCUAAAGUUAGUAACCAAUUAACCCUAAAUAUGUAUGAAGUAACUCUAAAAUCGUAUGAAGGAACUCAAAUGAAAGAUCGGCGUGGAGACUAGCAGCGUAAUGCAAGAUAUAUUAAAAGCAAUCGUCCUAUUCGAAGUGUCAAGAUUUCGAAAUCUAAUUAACCUAUGCAUGAAAACCUUCGAUUUGCCUAAGGGGAAAUUAAUAGUUUUUCCUACCCUGAGAUAUUGUACGGUUUCCUACUUUCAGAUGGACGACACAUGUCGGCAGGUCCAAAUUAUGUAACGUGAGCAGUCCAACCAGUACGAUUACGUACACGUGUAUCAGAUUCGUGCAACACUUAAAAGAAUAAGUUAGCCAUAAACAUAUUUUUGAGUAAUUUUAUUAAAGUUACUGUGUAACAUUUAAAACUAAUACUAACUUAAUAUUGACAUUUACAGGUAAGUAUCAAGUACAAAAUUGAAAAUGAU
Messenger RNA from Hyalella azteca, 8856 nucleotides. RefSeq names its product titin homolog (gene G9a). Gene Ontology annotation, molecular function: protein-lysine N-methyltransferase activity; zinc ion binding; p53 binding. NCBI's taxonomy places the organism in Eukaryota, Metazoa, Arthropoda, Malacostraca, Amphipoda, Hyalellidae. Bases 62 to 6904 code for a protein of 2280 amino acids. The transcript is spliced from 17 exons. The record is from RefSeq and is a predicted model, not a curated record. Gene Ontology annotation, cellular component: nucleus.